AUGGCAACCCCACAGGAGAUCUUCAAGGCCCUCGCGGCUAUCCCUUCCUACUCCGGAGCCACUAUCCUCCCCAACUCCACAGACUCUACUCUCAACAUCCAGGUGUCCUACUCUCAGAGAGAUCUUGAGAGAAAUGUCCGACGCAAGUUCACACGCACUGUUGUCGCCUCGGUCGCCGAAAAGUCAAUUCCUUUGAUCCUCAAUGGACCCUCCGUCGAUACCGGCGAUGCUAUCGCCCAAUUGACUUCUCCUUCCGGAGCUUUGUCGGUCACCCUUCGUUCAGUCGCUGGCGAGAAGAAGAAGCACUUUGUCGAGAUCUGGGCUGAUGGAUCCAUCCUCCACCUCUUGGAGACCACUGCGCUCCAUGAUGACUUUUAUGCAGACUCUACUUUUGGAACCCUUGAGUGGUCCAAGGACGAGACCAAGGUUGUCUACGUUGCUGAGCGUAAAAAGACAGAGGAUGCCGUCGAGAAAUACAACUACAAACCCGAUUGGGGCGAGACUUUUACUGGCAAGCGUGAGCCCACUCUUGUAGUCGUGAACCUCGACAACUUUGAGGUCAAGGUGCUGGACCGUCUUGAUGGUGACACUAGUCCUGGACAGGCGAUCUUCUCCCAUGACUCCAAGUCCCUCAUCUUCACCGGAUACCUUCGCAACCCCCAGUUCUUCGGUAUCGUGUACUGCCAAAACCGACUUACCGGCUUGUAUCAGGUCAACGUCGAUGGAUCAGGAUUCAAGCACUUGACGCCAACCUUAAAGAGCGCAAGAUCCCCACGACUGAGCGCGGAUGGAUCGACAUUGGUGUUCCUGUCCAACACGGUCAACGGACCUCAUGCUAGCUGUGCCAAGCUCCUCAAGCUUGACAUUGCUUCAGGAAAGGUCUCAACUGUGGUCGAUAUUGUCCGCAAGCCAGAGGCCGCGUCAGGAUUUCCAGGUCUAUACAUUGACCAGCUUCCCAGAGACACUUGGGUCUCUGCGAGCAAGAUCUUUGUCUCGUCGAGCUACCGCUCGCGCAAGACUCUCCUUUCGAUCGACGUCAACACUGGCGCCAUCGAAGAGUUGACUCCCGCUUCACAGUACCCUGGAACCACCAACAUUCUAUUUGCCAACUCCAAGUGGGUUCUGACAACCUACUCAACCCCAACAGAGCCUUGGAUUCUCAUCUUGGGCCGCAUUGAAUAUGAAAAGGACAACAUUGACUUGAAGGUCAAGUUCUUCAGUCUGGAGAACAGCAAGGUCGAGAAGGCCAAGGCGUAUUACCAGCCCCAUUCCUGGUCGAUCGUUCACAAGAUCCCUGGCCAGCUCGACAGUCUGGAAGCCAUCUUUAUCGAGCCCUUCAAGUCCAACGCUUCUGCCCAAGUGUCGAGCGCUGUCAGCGGAGCCAAGCCUCCUCUGGUCAUCUUCCCUCAUGGUGGUCCUCACAGUGGUUUUGCCGCAGAGUUUUCCAUCUUGAACUUGGUUCUUGUCGGACUUGGCUUUGCCGUUGCCAAUGUCAACUUUACGGGAAGUCUGGGAUACGGACAGGACAGUGUUGAGGCAUUGGUCGGUCGUGUUGGUGAGCUGGAUGUCAACGAGUGUUUGGCUGUUCGCGACCACAUCUUGUCAACUGGUGUUGUCGACACUGAGCGCACCGUCGUUACCGGAGGAAGCCACGGUGGAUUCCUUACCGCCCAUCUUUUGGCUAAAGACCCUACUGGCUUCAAGGCUGCUGUCCUGCGCAACCCUGUGACAGACAUCCCUGCAAUGGCUAAUAUCACCGACAUUACCGACUGGUGCUAUGCCGUCAACGACCUGCCCUUUGACAUGGAGGCUCCUCCUACUGCGUCCAUCUCUGACCCUGAGGUGUUCAAGCGUUUGAGGGCAGCGUCCCCCAUGGAGCACGUGGAGAAGGUGACAGCACCCUCGUUGUUGCUUAUCGGAGCCGGCGAUCGUCGUGUCCCUCCCAGCCAAGGGUUCUCGUGGUGGCAGGCUCGCCAGAACAAGAUCAAGAAGGACCAGAGCCAUGGUGUGAACCGCAUCCAGGUCUUUGAGGGCACUGGACAUGCUUUGGACUCUGUUGAGGCAGAGAGCAACUCGGCUUACAGCCUGGCUAACUUUUUGGUUGAGUUUACACGGGUCGAUCAUCCAUCUGUUCCUGCAUCGAGUGCUGCAGGUCGAGAGGAGGCUGCAGUUGGGCGUCAAGGCGAGGGUGGACGAGGCGCUUUUAUUUAA
This is a messenger RNA of Linnemannia hyalina, 2211 nucleotides long. NCBI's taxonomy places the organism in Eukaryota, Fungi, Mortierellomycota, Mortierellomycetes, Mortierellales, Mortierellaceae. The record is from the annotation of a GenBank genome assembly.